Messenger RNA from Leptomonas pyrrhocoris, 1621 nucleotides. RefSeq lists its product as hypothetical. The record is from RefSeq and is a predicted model, not a curated record. The transcript has a single exon. Gene Ontology annotation, cellular component: intraciliary transport particle B; centrosome; cilium. Gene Ontology annotation, biological process: cilium assembly. Bases 158 to 1621 code for a protein of 487 amino acids. NCBI's taxonomy places the organism in Eukaryota, Euglenozoa, Kinetoplastea, Trypanosomatida, Trypanosomatidae.
GCAAUCAUUAUUCGCCGCUGCAUCACUUCCCUUGAGAGAACUUCCACAAGAAAGAAAAAAAAUAUACUGAGCCUCCUUCAGUUGUGUUCCGCGGCAUAUUCGUUUCGACACCAGAAAGGUACGCGUACAGGCAGACACACAUUUGCAGCCUGUAACAAUGUCUUUUAGAGAACUGCGCUCCUUCUCGGAGACGAUGCGGCUGCUCGGCUACCCUCGUCUUAUCAGCAUGGAAUCCUUUCGUGAGCCGAAUGUGGAGCUGGUUGCCGACUGCCUCUACUGGCUGAUCAACCGCUAUGAGCCUUCCGCAGAGGUGACCUUUAACAUUGAGCGCGAGCAGAACCGCGUGACAUUUUUCAAACAGGUGUGCGAGGUAGCCCUCGCCAAAGGCCGAAUCAAGCUGAACGUCAAGAAGCUCUACCAGGCGGACGGGCACGCCGUGCAGGAGAUGCUGAAGCUGGCAAACGUACUCAAAAAGGCGAUGAAAGCUACCGACGCUGACGAGCCGGACUUCACCUCUCUGCAGCAAAUGGCGGCGCAGAAAAACGUGAGUGAUGCCAAGGCGGUGCAGCAGCUGUGCAGUGAGUUGACCACCGAUGGCAGCAGUCUCUUCUUUCUCGUGGAGGGAGAGCUGAACUCCCGCGCCGACCGGCAGCGCAUUCUGUCGCGCGCGACAGAGGUCGGCGAGUUUGAGCGGCGCCUGCGGGAGUUGCUGUCGAACGUCACACAGCAGGUCGAGCAGUAUCAGCAGAGCAUUGUCAAUCUCAACGCCGACGAGGGUAACCUCGAGCAGAAGAUCGAGAACAAGAAAACCCAGUUUGAGCGCGCCCAAAAACAGUACCGGAGCGCCAUGGCGACGAACCCGGCAUUUUUGAAGGAGUACGAGAACCACGAGAAGAAGCUGCAGGCCCACUUCGUAAGCUACCUGGAGCAGUACCGUAAUUUAGAGUUCUUGGAGAAUCAGGUGGCCAAGUUUAACGCCAAAGAGGAUACACUGCUGGAGGAGCAGGAGACAAAGCUGAAGGUAAUGCGGGAGCGGCUGCGCAAGGAGGAGUUGAAGAACAUUCGAGGCGAUGGUGCGAAUGCGCCGUCGCAGCACCGCCCCAGCGGCCGGCGCGGGGGCGGUGGUGUUGUGCCGAUGAUGAGCGACGACGACGAGGACGCCUCCGGCCCGCGCGGCCGCGGUGGCGCGCGCAUCCGCAACGCGGCGGAGGAGGGCAGCAGCGUCGAUGACUCGACCUCAUCUGGGGAGGAGACCACAGACAGCGACGGUGGCAGGCCGCCAGCGCGGCAGCACGCCCAGCAACAGCAGCGGCCGCAAAAUGCACUGGGGCGUAGUCGCGCUGCGGGCUCUGGUAACGCGGGAAGCAGUGACGACAACAACGAUGAGGAGUCUCUUGUCAAUCAAAUGCGUCGGCCGCGCGUGGCGGGUGGGAAUCGGCCGCCGGCUGCGGGAGGAGAGCGGCCGCGGCCGCAGGCACAGGGUGCCAAGGCCGAUGAUGAUACGGAUGGUGCGGAUGACUCCGACACCGAUGACAGCGAGCUGACUUCCUCCACCAGCAGCGGCGAGUUUAGCUCUGACGACUCCAGCGAUUACAGCGGCUCCGACGACAGCGACAUCUAA